CAUUCCUCAAUUCGUGAGUCUGGUCGUGACAUGGCAGUGCCGCUCUGCAAUCUUCCCUCCGAGUUUCGACGAGCGCCAAUGUUGUCUUCACGGCGCUUCGAUCAAGGUCUCUCUCUAUCUCUAUCUUCUUAGCCUUUGCCUUUUCAUGACCCGUCUUCCUGCUCAACACCUCAUCGCCGCUGAAGUUGCUGGCCGCCAUCAGUUUCCUCUCGUUUUCGUUCUCUACUUAUCAUUCCCGCGUCGAACCGUUGAUCGGCGACGCUUUACGGGCUUGUAAUACCGAUUCGCUGCGGGCCUUCGGGCUGGCUCUCGAUGAAUUUCUAACCAGAUACCGAAUAUCAACCUCCCUAAUAUCUUCUGAAGGCCGGCCCUCGGAACCAUGAGCGUUCUACCAUCUACGACAUACCAAUCUCCGCCCCGGCUGGCCCGUGGACGACAGCUUAAUACCAUUAUCGAGGAAAAGGAAGAUGGAAGUCAAGGCGUCAAGAGUGACAGCGAAGGAGAUGGAAGUGAUUCAACAGUCAUCGGCCGUCCUGCAGCCUGGAAUUCUCAACUCUUCACAGCAGCCUCCCGAAAGACCUCUCUCGCCACGACGAUCAAUGCGUCUUCCCCCGUCUCUUCAUGCGAACCUUCCCCUGCCAGCAGCGCUAGUGACGGCUUCCCUCGGACCUCGGCGAGAAGCUCUUAUUCCGACAGUGAGAAUGGGACUGUCUUCAGUGAUGACUGUCCAUCUCUUGCCAGCGACCCAACGACCUUUGCCUCCGAAUCCAGCAGGAACAGCUGUGCCAGCACCCGAUCGAGCCGCAACAGAUAUCCUGCUUUGAUCAUCCCUCGAGAGUCAUGGGGCAGCAUGGACGGAAGUCCGAUCAAGGAGAUAGCCUAUGGCAUGUCUCCAGCAACCAAGAUUCGUCUGUCUCCCACAGCAUUGUCUGCGCUUUCCAGAUCCGUUCCCGCGGCCAAUGCACCGCCAUCGUUAGGCGAUAGCAAUAGUACCACAUCCGAGUCGCCAUGUAACCCAGGCACAAGUGCUCCGGUCACGCCAGAAAUUAGACAACUGGAAGUUGCAGAAGGUGAAAAUUGGGGUGUUCCUGGACCACCGGCACCAGUGGAGGCUCAGCAUCUGGAGAUAGCAUUCGACGAUGGACACAGUGUGAUUCUCUCACCAGCAGAAGCUCAUUCCGAUCAUUCGCUGUCAAACCUCCUUUCGCCCACAGCUACAGCCUGGACCGAAAUGGUCAUUAGCUUUCCUCCGGUGCCCGGUGCUACGCCUCAAGAUCAGUCGCCUCUGAUGCCUACCAUUGACGAACUCAAGACAUUUGAGGAGGUGAAACCGCGAUCAAACGGCUCUGAUCCGGGUGUGCGCCUUCCUCCAGAUGCCUUGCAAAUCCUCCAACGUCUAGCAGGUUAUCGCAGCGUUGACAAUCUGUCCAAUUCCUCAGGCUCGGGUUCAUCAAAGCGCUCGGGAAGACGCCAGGAGAUGCGCGAGCUUGGGGAGUCCAAUCCUAUAAGUAGACCACGCAGUGCAGAUGGAGAGACCCCGGUGUCCGACUAUAGCUUUACCCAGCUGAGCAUCCCAUCUCCUGGAGGGUUCUUUUCGUCUUUGCAGAGUGGCUCUCGACACACUUGGUGCCUCAACAAGUCCAAAGGUCCUAGCAUGCCAAAUACCGCUACAGCGGAAAUGUUCUACAAUCGACCUUGGGAAGAUCCGAACUCCAGCAACGUUGUGGAAACCUUUUUGACUGUCGACGACACCAACCUAACAGAAGGUCCUCCUACAGCACGGCAAGCGACCUUCGACCUGGAUCCCCGUAACGGACAGAACAGCACGAGUCCACACUCCGAAGACGAUGAUCUGUAUGGUCCUGGCACUGCCGCGAAAGAACCAACGGACCCAAGAAAGGCCAGCUUCGAGUACGACGACAAAUAUCUCGAUGAGCUCAAGCAAACUGCCAGUCGAAACUUGGAUUUGACGGGGUCCUGGUUGGCGGCACAGACAGGUUACUUGUCCGCCAUUCUGGAAUCGGAUCCAAACGUCAACCACAUCGAGGAGAAUGAGGUGACCGACAAGCCCAAAGCCAAGCCUGAUCCUGCCUCACGUCGGACUGUGAUGUUUUCAAAGGACACCAAAACCGACUCAGCCGUCAUUGUGGCCGGAUCGAAGACAGCCAGCAAUGACAAUGAAGCAGAUGCAAAGGAGGCCAUCUUCCUCACCGCGUUCCAGUUCCUGCUGAGUAAUCGCAAACGUCGCGAUGCUUUCAUUCAUGCCACCUCACGGCUCGAAGCUAUCCAAGCCUUCCGGUUGGCCAUGCCUGAGAAACACAUCACGAAUUUGUUGGGCCAGCAUGUUCUCUUGGAGCACAAGAGACCAAGAUAUGCUGGGCCUUUCAGUCAGAACCCACGAGCUACAGGAAUUUUCGAGCCGACCGCCGAACAGGCGGCUUAUAAGGCUGCUGAGCGAGAGCAGCUUGCGCUUGGGUCCAUUGAGCCAUGGGCAUGGCAGAUGGAUGCAUUGAGGACUAUGUAUGGUGGACGUCUUCUUGCUUCGGAGGCAGCUUGCCAACGACUGAAAACGAAAGCCACAGUCCCGCUGGAUGACCCUGCUUGCAUCGGUAGCAAACGCAUUCGAGUCCUAGACAUUGGUGGUGCAUCUUGUGCGUCCUGGGCUUGGAAUGCCGCCCUGGAGUGGCCGAACGUCAAGAUUUACACUGUCAUCACCAAGGAGCAAUCUCAAUCUCAGCGUCCUUCGGGAAAGCCAAAACCCGAAGCACCCAAGAAUCAUCGAACCGUGUCGGUACCACAUCUAUGGCAGUUGCCUUUCCGCAGUGGUCAUUUCGAUGUCAUUUCAGCCAGAUCGCUACACGUCCUCCUCAAAAACAACCCUGUACCCGGCGUUCCUGAGAUUGACGAAUGGGACCUGACACUACGUGAGUGUCAACGCGUGCUGAAGCCGGGCGGUUUCAUCGACUAUAUGAUCAUGGAUUCGACAAUUGCCCACGCCGGACCUAGAGGUGAUGCGAUGUCGGUCGAAUUCGGCUUCGAGCUUCAUCGGCGUGGCUAUGAACGAGAAGCCGCUCGAAGCUGGUUGAGGCGACUGAAGAAAGAAGGAUUUGUGGGUGUCAAGAGAGCAUGGGUAUUCAUCCCUAUGGGACGAAAACCUCCGAAAGAAGUAGAGGAGAGCGCUCAUGGUUUUAUUGGAGGGUGGCAAUCGUGGCGACAAGGCGCGAAGCCAUUUGUACCUGCACCACGGCCCAUCAGUGAGGUAUCGACGAUCAGCAAGAUUGUCAAGCAGUACAUGGACGUCGAGGCCGUGCAAGGCCCAGUGGGCAGCACCGAAGACGUGGCUGAUUUGACCGGUCUGCUUGGUGCCAGGAUGUGGGAAGAGUGGCUCGUCAAGGUUCGGGCAGAAUCUGGCAGGGAGCAAACGCGUUGGCUAGAAGGGAUCGAUGAAGUGAUUGAAGAGGGCAAGGAGCAUGGAUCAGGCUGGAAAGUCCUGAUCGGAUGGGCUAGGAAGGCCAAGCCCGAGAAGGGGAAGAAGGCUGAACGAGCGGAGAUCACGGUGGCCGUCGAGGAUCUGGAAGAGUUGAGUCCAACGUCUGAAGAGUGCACGGAGAUGGGCAUGAUUCCGAUGGUGAUCCAAGAAUGAUUUGUGCUGAGUAUUGCUGCAUAGCGGAAGGAGUUGGGCUGGCUGGUUGCGGUUGGUGAGCCUUGGAAAAGGGUGUCGAGGGGACGGAGUCAAUGAGUGGUGGCUUGUAGAUAGACAAACACCUUCACUUUGGUUUUCCUUGCUGUACGGUACACUAGGUGGUACAUAGCAUUUCCCUGAGUUCAGUACCAGGUAGUAGCGUACCAUGAGCUGAGGUUAUGUAGCUUGCAUGUCAGGGGCGUU
Messenger RNA from Exophiala xenobiotica, 3886 nucleotides. RefSeq lists its product as uncharacterized. Gene Ontology annotation, molecular function: S-adenosylmethionine-dependent methyltransferase activity. Lineage: Eukaryota; Fungi; Ascomycota; Eurotiomycetes; Chaetothyriales; Herpotrichiellaceae. The coding region runs from base 380 to 3643 and encodes 1087 amino acids. The transcript has a single exon. The record is from RefSeq and is a predicted model, not a curated record.